Messenger RNA from Nezara viridula (southern green stink bug), 953 nucleotides. NCBI's taxonomy places the organism in Eukaryota, Metazoa, Arthropoda, Insecta, Hemiptera, Pentatomidae. The record is from the annotation of a GenBank genome assembly.
AUGUCGAGCCCACUGUACAGCAGUUUACUUUCUAAGAAGACAGGCCAGUUUUCUUCGUCAUUCAGUCCAGUAAGGAUGGCGAGUGGAGAGGGAUCUGGAACAGAACAGAAUGAUAAGGAGAUUCUUCUUUAUCUACACAACCAUUCAUUUUACUCUCAGAAGCUGCUGUUUGUAUUAAAUGAGCGAGGUAUUAAAUUCAAGACACAGUUUAUCAACAUUGCUGCAGGAGAACAAUACAAACCAUAUUUCUUGGAUAUCAAUCCCAGGGGAGAAGUUCCAGUGAUCAAGGAUGGGGAAAACAUUGUUGCUGAUUCGGCUAAAAUAAUUUUCUACCUCGAAGAACAAUAUAAGGACCACAAGACGCUGAUACCUACAGCUGAAGGAGCAGAAAUAAUUGAAAGACACAACCAUUUCCAUACGGUGAUCAACGAUCUUCCAGCUGAUGUUAUCACAAUUGGCUCAUUUUACUAUCCAGAUUUAGUGAGAGACCCUAAGUUGCCAUUCAUCCUUCCUGUCAGAAAACACAUGAGAAACGUCACAGAAAAGCUACCCGCCAAGUUGAAGGACAUCGCUAGCAAAGAGGAGAAGUAUGCGGAAGUCUUCAACGAGAAGGCGGCCAAGAUCGAACAUGAGUUGGAAAUAAUGAAGAACAAGGAAGAAUACAUCAAGGUACUCGAUUCCGUCGAUACCGUUCUGCAAGAGGUUGAAGAACAGCUUGCUAAAAAUGAAGGUUAGUUAUUCUUAUUUAUCAAUUAAUGGGCAUUUUACACUUCAUAGAAAACUAUGUAAUAGAAUAAUUCACUGCUCUUCAUUAAAUAGACAACGGAAAAUUUGGAAACAAAGAGACUAAUCCAUGUAAAUUUAAAUAUAUUCUUGAUAUAUUAUAUAAAUAAAAAUAUACUCUUUAGAUGAAUAAUCUUGUUAUACUAUCUUUGGAAGGAUAACUUUUUAAU